AUGCGUGCCUCCACUUUCACGUUCCUCUUUGCCGGCCUGACGAGCACCAUUUUCGCAACCGAUGUGAAUGAGUUCGACAACGCGGACUGCUCUGGCGACGCCAAAUUCCCCCAUGACCUGGGCAUUUUCUUCUCCGCCUCGUCCGCUAGCAUCGACGAUACCACGCAGUGCAUCGACGUCAAGGGCGAUGAUGUAUUCGCUUACGAGGGGGAGUUGGACAAGAACGACGACAACUGCAUCGGUACGCUGCUUGGCACCUUGCCGGAGGCCAAGGUCAAGCCUGAUGAGUUCAUCUCAGGAAAGCGUGUUACUUGCGUCACUCUUGAGACGCCCAGGUAA
Diaporthe amygdali is the source of this 339-nucleotide messenger RNA. RefSeq lists its product as uncharacterized. The record is from RefSeq and is a predicted model, not a curated record. The transcript has 2 exons. Lineage: Eukaryota; Fungi; Ascomycota; Sordariomycetes; Diaporthales; Diaporthaceae. The coding region runs from base 1 to 339 and encodes 112 amino acids.